Molecule: messenger RNA, 11454 nt
Organism: Sinocyclocheilus rhinocerous
Lineage: Eukaryota; Metazoa; Chordata; Actinopteri; Cypriniformes; Cyprinidae
Gene: ank2b
Product: ankyrin 2b, neuronal
Exons: 48
Coding region: 1-10479 (3492 amino acids)
Biological process (GO): signal transduction
Molecular function (GO): protein binding
Source: RefSeq, a predicted model, not a curated record
AUGGAUGAGGAGAAUGGCCUCAACGCUUUGCACUUGGCAGCAAAGGAAGGACAUGUGGACAUGGUCCAGGAGCUGCUGGGCAGGGGGUCUUCAGUUGAUUCUGCAACCAAGAAAGGAAAUACAGCUCUCCACAUCGCUUCACUAGCAGGACAAGGAGAGGUUGUAAAGAUCCUGGUCAAGAGGGGAGCAGACAUUAAUGCACAAUCUCAGAAUGGAUUCACUCCCCUGUACAUGGCUUCUCAAGAAAACCAUUUAGAUGUGGUGCGCUAUCUUUUGGAGAAUGGUGGAAACCAGAGCACCGCAACAGAGGAUGGCUUCACACCUCUAGCUAUUGCACUGCAACAAGGCCAUAAUCAGGUGGUGUCCAUCCUUUUAGAGAAUGACACAAAGGGCAAAGUACGUCUGCCUGCCUUGCACAUUGCAGCCCGCAAGGACGACACGAAAUCUGCUGCCCUGCUACUCCAAAAUGACCACAAUGCCGAUGUACAGUCUAAGAUGAUGGUCAAUAGGACAACUGAGAGUGGAUUCACACCCCUGCAUAUCGCUGCUCACUAUGGAAAUGUAAAUGUUGCAACACUGCUCCUCAAUCGAGGGGCUGCUGUGGACUUCACUGCAAGGAAUGGGAUCACACCACUACAUGUUGCGUCUAAGAGGGGAAACACUAAUAUGGUUCAUCUGCUGUUGGACAGAGGGGCUCAGAUUGAUGCCAAAACAAGGGAUGGCCUCACACCUUUACACUGCGCAGCAAGAAGUGGGCAUGACACAGCAGUGGAGCUCUUAUUGGAGAGAGGAGCCCCUAUGCUGGCCAGAACCAAGAACGGUUUAUCUCCACUCCACAUGGCAGCGCAGGGUGACCAUGUGGAGUGUGUCAAACACCUGCUGCAGCACAAGGCACCUGUUGAUGAUGUCACACUGGACUACCUGACAGCCCUCCAUGUUGCCGCCCACUGUGGUCACUACAGAGUUACCAAACUUCUAUUAGACAAGAGAGCCAACCCGAAUGCUCGAGCAUUGAAUGGUUUCACUCCUCUACACAUUGCCUGUAAGAAAAACAGAGUCAAAGUGAUGGAGCUCUUGAUCAAGUAUGGAGCAUUCAUUCAAGCUAUCACUGAGUCUGGUCUCACACCAAUCCAUGUGGCAGCCUUCAUGGGUCACCUCAACAUUGUUCUUUUACUACUGCAGAAUGGAGCCUCCCCUGAUGUUAGCAAUAUACGUGGAGAGACCGCUUUGCACAUGGCUGCCCGUGCUGGACAGAUGGAAGUUGUCCGCUGUCUUCUGAGAAAUGGAGCCAUGGUGGAUGCAAGAGCAAGGGAGGAUCAGACUCCGCUUCACAUUGCAUCUCGUCUGGGUAAGACAGAGAUUGUCCAGCUCUUGCUACAACACAUGGCUCAUCCAGAUGCAGCAACCAUUAAUGGUUACACCCCCCUUCAUAUCGCUGCACGCGAGGGACAUCUGGACGUUACUUCAGUGCUGUUGGAGGCUGGCGCUUCUCACUCUUUAGCUACCAAGAAAGGGUUCACGCCUUUACAUGUGGCAUCAAAAUACGGUAGCCUGGAUGUGGCAAAACUACUUCUACAGCGGCGGGCACCCCCUGACUUUGCUGGGAAGAAUGGUCUUACUGCUCUACAUGUCGCUGCUCACUAUGAUAACCAGAAGGUGGCGCUCCUGCUUUUGGACAAAGGAGCAUCUCCCCAUGCCACAGCCAAGAAUGGAUACACUCCCCUUCAUAUAGCAGCAAAAAAGAAUCAAAUGGAAAUAGCUACAACACUCCUACAGUACGGAGCUGAGACCAACAUCCAGACCAAACAGGGUGUGAUGCCGCUCCAUCUGGCUUCCCAAGAGGGACACAGUGAGAUGGCAGCUCUGCUUCUGCAAAGAGGAGCUAAUGUCAAUGUACCCACUAAGAGUGGACUUACACCCCUUCAUCUUGCUGCCCAAGAAGACAGAGUAGGUGUUGGUGAGAUUUUAGUUAAGCACGGUGCCAACAUUGACCAACAAACCAAAUUGGGAUACACACCACUUAUUGUUGCCUGCCACUAUGGAAAUGCAAAGAUGGUUAAUUUUCUGUUGAAGAGUGGGGGAAGUGUCAAUGCUAAAACAAAGAAUGGAAACACCGCUCUUGCCAUCGCACGUCGCCUUGGUUACAUUUCUGUGGUUGACACUCUGAGAGUAGUCACAGAGGAAAUUAUCACUACAACAACGACGGUGACAGAGAAACACAAGCUAAAUGUGCCAGAGACCAUGACAGAAGUCCUUGAUGUGUCUGACGAAGAGGUUCCAAGACAGGUAGAUGAUGGGGCUAUGUCUGAUGACUCUCUUGAUUUUGAAGGUGAUGACACCAUGACAGGUGAUGGUGGGGAAUAUUUGAGAGCAGAGGAUUUGAGAGAGUUAGGAGACGACUCUCUACCUGGGCAGUACCUGGAUGGUAUGAACUACUUGCGCUUCAGUUUAGAAGGAGGCCGAUCAGACAGUCGCUUACAAAGUUUGGACAGGUCCUACACACCCACUCACCAAAGUUACUACCCUGCAAGACACUAUGGGAUGAUGGAGGAUAUGAUAUACAGCAACCAGGUGUCUUCACUUGCACGAGAAAAUGAAAAGGACUCAUAUAGCUGGGAAACGGAAAACUUGGACAACAUAGCACUUUCCUCAAGUCCUGCUCAUUCCGGCCGUUGUUCUCCAUGUCAUGACCAUGACAAUAGCAGUUUCUUAGUCAGCUUCAUGGUGGAUGCCCGUGGAGGUGCCAUGCGUGGAUGCCGCCACAAUGGUCUACGACUGAUCAUUCCACCACGGAAAUGCAGUGCACCUACUCGAGUCACCUGUAGACUGGUGAAAAGGCACCGACUGGCCACCAUGCCCCCCAUGGUAGAGGGUGACGGUCUAGCUAGCAGGGUGAUUGAGGUUGGACCCUCUGGAGCUCAAUUCCUUGGGCCGGUGAUUGUGGAGAUCCCUCACUUUGCGGCUCUAAGAGGAAAAGAGAGGGAGCUGGUGAUCUUACGCAGUGAAACGGGAGAGAGUUGGAAAGAGCAUCAUUGUGAGUACACAGAAGAAGAGCUCAACCAGAUCCUCAACGGCAUGGAUGAGGGGCUGGACCCACCAGAAGAGUUGGAGAAAAAGCGAAUCUGUCGCAUUAUCACUCGGGACUUUCCACAGUAUUUUGCUGUGGUGUCACGAAUUAAGCAGGACAGUAAUCUCAUUGGUCCAGAAGGUGGUAUUCUGAGUAGCACAGUGGUCCCUCAAGUACAGGCUGUCUUCCCAGAGGGAGCUCUCACUAAACGCAUCCGUGUUGGCCUGCAGGCUCAACCAAUGAGUAUUGAUGUAGUGAGGAAGAAUUUGGGUAAUAAAGCCACAUUCAGCCCUAUAGUCACUCUGGAACCACGGAGGAGGAAAUUCCAUAAGCCCAUAACCAUGACCAUCCCUGUCCCGAAGAGCUCCGCUGACCCAAUCCUUGGCGGCUUUGGAGGUGGAGAUACUCCUACAUUACGUUUGCUAUGCAGCAUCACAGGUGGGACCACUCCUGCUCAAUGGGAGGAUAUCACUGGGACUACACCAUUAACAUUCACCAAUGACUGUGUGUCUUUCACCACAAAUGUGUCUGCCAGAUUCUGGCUUAUAGACUGCAGGCAGGUUCAGGAGUCGGUGAACUUCGCCACUCAGGUGUAUCGUGAAAUCAUCUGUGUACCUUACAUGGCCAAAUUCGUCAUCUUUGCCAAAACACAUGACCCUAUUGAGGCUCGAUUGCGCUGUUUCUGUAUGACUGAUGAUAAAAUGGACAAAACUUUGGAGCAGCAAGAGAACUUCACAGAAGUGGCACGUAGCCGAGAUGUGGAGGUAUUAGAAGGUAAACCAAUCUAUGUAGACUGUUUUGGAAACCUGGUUCCUCUAACAAAAAGUGGUCAGCAUCAUGUCUUCAGCUUCUAUGCCUUUAAAGAGAAUCGACUGGCUCUUUUUAUCAAAAUACGAGACAACACUCAAGAGCCUUGUGGACGUUUGUCCUUCACAAAAGAGCCACGAUCUUAUAGGACUUUGACUCAUAGUGCAAUAUGCAAUUUAAACAUCACCCUGCCAGCUUACUCAAAGGAAUCAGAUUCAGAACAAGAACCUGAUGAGGAGACAAGCCGAACACUUGAGAAAUAUGAUGAAGACACUGAAACAACUGAAACAUCAUUCCUGAAAACACAAUUGAUCCGAGACUCCCCUGCCCUAGCAAGUCCAGAUUUACUAUCUGAAGUGUCAGAGAUGAAACAAGACCUUAUCAAAAUGACUGCUAUUCUGACCACUGAUUCCUCAGAGAAAGCAGGUCCCAUGCAAGGAGAUUAUUUAGAUAAUGGGGUUGAGGAGGUGUCAGCAGAGCCUUUUGAAAUAAUGGAAAAAGUCAAAGAAGAUUUGGAAAAGGUUAGUGAAAUUCUAAGAAGUGGAACAUGUGACAAGGAAGAGUCUGCAAAAACAGACAGCCGUUCAUAUAGGAAGGAUGAGGGGUGGGUUUUACUAACAGAAAGUGAAAUCGAAGAGGCAAAAAUGAUGGUUGCCUUUGAGUCUCAAGAAUCACUUCUAAAGGAAGUUCGAGUCAACAGAGGAUCACAGAGACCAAAGGGUGCUAGGGACAGGCCUGGCAUAGAGACUGUUCCCAGUGGUGAAGUUAAGGAAUACUUAUUGGAUGUGCCUGAUACAUCUAGGCCUGAAUCCCAAGAGUCUCCAUCACAGCAAAGGUUCACUGAGGUUGUUCUGCGCAGAGGUGGUCGGAAAAUAGUGCCUACAGUGGCAAAAGACACUAAGGCCCAUACAACAGACGUAAAAAAGCCAAUCAGAAGAAAAGGGUCUCAAGGACACACAGAUGAAACCCAGUCAUCUGAAAGUAUUGUUAGUGAAAACACUGGGAAGUCUUCCGAAGGGGAUGCCUUUCUACCCGUCCCUGGAUACCAAAAAAAGUCUCCUGUUUCACCAGUGGUUGAGGAGACACCAAUCGGUUCCAUUAAAGAGAAAGUUAAGGCUCUUCAAAAGAAAGUAGAGGAAGAACAAAAAGGUCAGAAAAAACAAACAGGCCAAAAACCUCCAUAUAAAGCAACAGAAGCCAAAGCAUCUUCUGUUGUCAAAGAUCAGAAAACAUCAGGCCUGAAAAAACAGACUUCUUCACCCCAGAAACAGUCUUCUUCUAGGUCAACAGGCUCUGAGCCUGGGAGAGCCCUAGAAGAAACCAUGUCUGUAAGAGAACUAAUGAGAGCAUUUCAAACUGGCCAAGACCCCUCAAAAAGAAAGUCUGGGCUCUUUGAGCACAAAGGUCCUUCCAAAACAGAAGGCACAACAGUGAUUAAACCAGAGGCUAUCCUCACAAAGUCGCAAUGUCUUCCCCAAGCACCCUCACAUGAAGAAGUGUCUCUUGUUUUAAAGCCUGAAGAUCACCACGAAGAAAAAGAAGUCAAAAGUAGUCCACACACAAAAAAAUCUGAAGACAUUGAAGAAGAUACAAAAGCAAGUCAAAAGAGGCGUCAAUGUCCACAGGAAAAGAGUGGUAAGGCUGUGGUUUCUGGAAUAGUGUCAGCAGGUCCUUUUACUCACUCAAGCAUGACAACAAUUUCUCAAAAUUUGUCAGAACAGCGCAGAGAUCUUUUGCCUGACAACGGUACAAAGAACAGUGCAUUUGAUGACAGCUCUGACAGCAUUAGACAUGAAGCAUUGGUCGACUCGUCCAAUGCCAGCCUUGCUGAAGUGGAAGCUCCAUUGAGUUCUGAAGAAAGUUACAAACAUGAGGGCAUGGCUGAGACUCCAGAAACAAGCCCCGAGAGCCUCUCAUUAUCACCGAAAAAACCAGCUCAGUCUAUACUUGCAAAGACCUCAAAAUCAGUAGCAGUCACCCCUAAAGUCAAGACAAGUAAAGUAUCUGUUCCCUUUUCUACUGAGAUAAAGACAACUAAUGAACAGGCAUCUGAAGCUACAGUUCAUCAUCCAGCAUUGAGCAAAGCAGUGGAUGAACCAACAAAAAGUGAGUCUAUGUCUAUUCCUCAUGGAAAUAGGGGGGUGAACUUUGAGGGUGAACAAACUUCUGUUGAUAAGGACGUUGUUUCUGUGCCAUCCAAGCCAUCUAAAUCUCGUAAACUGACAAAAAGAACAUCUGAAACACUAGAGUGUUUUUUGAGCGAUGAGGAAUCCUUUGACGGUCAAUCAAUACCAACUUCUGCUGACUCCCUGGCCUCAAGGGCAGCUACACAGGAUCAUGGUGGUUUAGUGCUACCUCUUAGACAACAAGAUUCAGAGAACCUUAGUCCAGUAGCUGAUGACUCUUUUACUAUUAGCCACAAGGACUCUUUAGAGGGUAGUCCCUUGAUGGAAGACAACUCUUCCAAUAAAACCCCAGACUCUAUUGAGCCUAGUCCAACAAAAGAAUCCCCAUGUCGUGACUCUUUAGAAAGCAGCCCCAUAGAGAUGAAAACCAACCUGGCUUUUCCACCUACAGUAGAACAACCCAGUGUGACCACAGGGCCCCUGACAUCCUCCAAAGCCCCUGAAAUCCCCCCAGACAGUUUGCGUAGUAGAAUGCUCAAAGAACAGGAGGGUAAUGCCGACGAUGACAGUUGUGAGCAGACGUCCCUGAUGACAAGUUCGGGUAAGAGUCCUCUCUCACCUGACACACCAAGUUCUGAAGAGGUAAGUGAUGAGGUCAAUCCCAAAACCCCAGACCCCAUGGUCCUGAUUGUUCCCUUUAAGCCAUCAGUAAUCCCAGAGGAGACAGUAGAAGAUGAUGAGUUGAAGUGUGGCCUGACACAGAGGAAAAUUACUCCAGAGGAAGAGAUGUUUAAAAUGGCUGCCAAAAUAAAAACCUUUGAUGAAAUGGAGCAAGAUGCAAAAGACAAAAAGGACAAUAGAAAAGAUAGUGAAUCCUCUCAGACCUUGGUAGCGUCUGAUGCAGGAGAUGACAGCUUCAAACUGUUUGAGGUUGCGUCCAAACAUGAAACAUUCUCUGUGGAUGAUGUUGGGUUUAGUGAACUCAAACAAGCCUCAGAGAUAGCACGGUCUGUUGAACCGAUCAUUAAAGUACAACCUCCCUCUCCUUUUCCAGCAGGUAUUCAUAAGAGCCCCCAAACAUCUGACGACAUUCAACAAACCAUGGCCCACAGUGCAGCAUCUUCAGCUGAAUCAGCAAUGAGGAGACCUCAGUCUGUCUCAGAAAAGCAUACCAUAAAACCACACCUUCAAGAAUCUCAUAGUGAGAAAUUUAAGGAAAAAGAUAAUGUUGAUUCAGAGUUAGUACAGCUAAACAAAACUGGCUCUAACAGCAAAAAUAUAACUGAUGAACAAAAAGAGCAAAGCUUAAAAAGAUCAAAAGGAAAUCAAGAAAUUUACAGUCAUGAACAGCAGAAGGAGGCAGCUAAUUACCAAAAUGUUGACUACAAAUCACAUAGUCAGGAAGAGUCUAAUGUAACGGAUGAGAUUAAAGGGGAUUACAUGAGGAAUGCAGGGACAUCUUAUGUUGAUAUUUGUAGUGGCAGCUUAGAUAUUGAUACUAUUCCAAUUAUUAUUGGGCAAACAAAAGAAACAUUUAAACCAGAAAUAUGUAUUUAUGAUGACACAGAGGAAGAUGAUGCUGAGGAGGAACCUCCUAAGACUGAAUCUAGGGGAGUUACAGCAAAAGCAGAGACAGACGCCUGGAAUUCAAUGCGAGAAGAUGAUGAUGCAUUUGCAGCAAGAGUCAAAGAGGAAGAGCAAAAGAUCUUGGGUCUGGCUGUAGAUCGGCAUUCCCAAGGGGCGACUCCAGACACAACACCAGCAAGGACACCCACUGAGGAGGGUACACCAACAAGUGAACAAAAUCCUUUCCUUUUCCAAGAAGGAAAACUUUUUGAGAUGACAAGAAGUGGUGCGAUAGACAUGACAAAAAGGAGUUACGAGGAGGAAGGGUUUGCAUUUUACCAAAUAGAGCAACCCAUUGUAGAGGGCAUAGCUGAAGAUGAAGGUAAUGAACCUGUUAGAGCAUCCAAUGAUGCUGAGAAUAAGAUUGGUUGCAACCUCUCUUUGCAAAUAAAAGCAGAGGAGGAUGAAGAGCUCCUUAAAGAGGCUACAGAUUUAUCUGUACAUUCUCCUGCUGGGGAUAAUCUGGCUGCAGCUACAAAGUCAGAUUUUUCAAAGUCUAAAACCCCCAUCAAAUUGGAUGACUCUGCCUCAACCAAAACCUUAGAGAAGGACCAAACAAUGUUAGAGGUUAAAUCAGACGAAGUUAUGAGUGAGGGACAUUUAGUAUCUGAUCCUGGUUCCUCUGACAAUGUCAUAGCCAAUGUCCAGACAGCAGUGUCAACAGUUACUAGAUCAGUUAAUUCCCAACAAGACCAAGAGUCCUCAGAUUCCUCCCCAAAAGAUCAGCACUCAGUAAUAGAACAAACCAAAACCCCUGAAAAGACAGAAUCCCAAAGUAAACCUGUCUCUAAAAGUUACACUGCAGCAUCGCUAUCAUCUACGGCUAGAAAAGGUAUGUCCACCUCCAAAGUGGAAGAGAAACCAAAAUCCCGAAUCCCUGCUAAGGCCAGCUCCCUCAGGUCUGAAUGUGUAGAACAUGCCAAGGACAAGAAGUCAAAGUUGCCCAUAAAACCUCAAUCAAGGAGAAAAUCUGAGACAGACACAAGCCGAUCCAUCACCUCCAGUUUAACAAAGUCUUCCAAAGCCAAGAGCUUCUGUGAAAGUGAUUCCACCAAGAAACCAACCAAAAAGGACCAGAAUCGUCCAACAAGCACUGACCUAUCCAGCACAACUAAGACACUUCCUUCAAGAAUACCAGUCAGGGGAAAGCCUGGCAUGCCAGUUCAAACUUCCACACCAGCAAAACAAAAAAAGGGUCGGCCAACUGACACAAACAAACAGUCCAUUGCAUUUUUUGAAGAGAUUAGUCAAGAAGCAGCUAAGGUAGUGGAGAGUUUGGCUCAGGCAGAGAAAGACAAACAUGAGGCUGCUGCCUUGUCUGAUGAUGAAAGCAGUACAAUUAAUGCCUCAGUAAUAGAGAGUGAACCUUUCAUUGACAUGCAAAUGCCUUUCCCUGAGGAUUCCUUGGUCAUUAGGCCCCGAUGGGACAACCCUGUUGAGACGCAGAUGGAACGAAUCCCUGCUGAUAAAGUCCGAUGUCAAGUAGAUCCACAGGAUGAGGCUGACAGGAAAGAGGGGCGUCUGGCUUUAAUAGCGGAUCACCUUGGUUUCAGCUGGUCAGAAUUGGCUCGAGAGCUUGAAUUCAGUGAGCUACAGAUCAAUCAGAUAAGAAAUGAGAAUCCAAAUUCUCUACAAGACCAAAGCCAUGCCCUCAUAAGGCUAUGGAAAGAAAGGGAGGGCAAAAAUGCUACAGCAGAGACCACUUUGAUGAAGACACUUACAAAAAUAAAUCGUAUGGACAUUGUUCAUCUCAUCGAAACAAAAAUCAUCCAGUUCAGUCAAGACCAGUCAUCACACACCUAUGCAGAAAUUGAGCAAACCAUAUCAUUGGAUCAUAGUGAAGGUUUUUCAGCCCUACAGGAGGACAUGGACAGCCCCAGGCCAGGUCGGCGAGCAGAAGUCACACAAAAAGGAUCAGAACUUGGGCCUCUGGUGGCAUCUGUCGAGGAUCUCUCCUGCAAUGUAUCUUCCCUUGAUGAUACCCAAAAAGAGAGGUUGCUGACAGACAAAGAGAUGGGUUCAGAGGUGGUCGGAGCCUCAGCACAUAGUUCCGUUGAUAUGGUUGGACUGAGACAACAAUUCCCUGGCACUAUCAAAAGAGGUGACGAGAUGCCUGAAAUCCCUCCUCAGACUGUGACAGAAGAGAAAUACACUGACGAGUAUGGGAACAUGGUGGUCAAAAAGAUAACAAGGAAAGUCAUCCGUAAGUAUGUGUCAGCAGAUGGAGUAGAGAGAGAGGAAGUGAUGCUGGAGGGUCCGCAGCAGGAAGCUGUCACUGUGGAUGAGGCUGACGGUUUCUCUAAAGUUGUGAAGAGGACAGUGGUGCAGAGCGGGGGAGAGCAGACCGAGGUAACGUUCUCUGAACCUUUAUCUUACAUUGGGGCGACAUCUUCUGAGUUCGAGGAAGAGCCUGUCCAAGGUCGGAAGGUCAGCAAAGUCAUCAAAACUAUGGUUGUGCAAGGUGAACGAAUGGAAAAACUAAUUGGAGACCCUUCACUCUCAUCGGAUCUCCCAUCAGCCAAAGACGACUUUGAAAAGGCUUUGAGCUAUGUAGGAAGCUUUGGAAAAGUGCACCUGCCUCAUUUAGUUGAGAAAGAGAUGGUCAAAGAGGAUGGAUCAGUGGUCAGAAGGACCCGGAUGCAUAAGUCGCGCACUCAUAAAAGCACAGUAGUGAAGGAUGGCCAAGCCAAACAAACCCACCUGGAACGACUGGAGGACACCCCGGAUUCCCUGCGACCCGAUGACCUACAGCAGCAUCUGCAUCAGCUGCUUCAACGCUACUGUACCCCAGAGGUGACCGAAGAGCCUGAUGUAGGACAAGAUUCAGACACAGGAGAGCAGGACAAACAAUAAGGCAUCACCUCCUGCUGUAUGUGUGUUUGGUUGUGGCAGGCAUUUAAUACAAAUUUCUGCAUAUUUAUGUCUGUAGCCCUUUCUAAUAGCACAAAAUAAUUAUUCACUUGCUUACCAGAUCCCCUUAUAUUAUUUAUUGCUUGAUCUUUUCAUUCAUGGCAAAUAAUGGAAACAUUUUAACUGCAUUAUGGCUGAAAGUCUUUUUUGUUUUGUUCCUGCCUCCUGAUCCUUUUUUGUGUGUGUGACCAAAGAUAGUGUUACCUGAAUUGCUGAGUGAUUUGUAUGAAACAUAGAUGUUUUGUAUGUGUGUGCGUGUCAUUUUGGUUGCUGUGGUACUGUAGAAGCAGAAAUAAACAUAAUAAUAAAAAAAAUGAAUAUGGGUCAGUUUGGAUGCUGAGCUCAUUGUCUGGCCACUAAAGGUGUGAAGACAUUUGUAAAUAAUGGCCUUUGAUUGAAAAUGUUUAAAAACACUGUCAUAUACUCCUUUGUCUCCUGUAACUGCUGUACAACUGCAUCAAUGGACUGCUGUAAUUAAAAACAUGUCAGAUUACUUGCUCAAAAUCUCACAACAGACCUGAUGAAAUAUCAUCAAAAUAUCUUUGGGGCAUGUGAGUUUGUAACCACAGUUAAUCAAGUGCAAGCAAUCAGCCAUCUGAUAUAACUGGCUAUGUAUUUAUACUGGCUAUGACUGAGAUUUAAAAGCAACAAAUAAAUAUCAUGCAGUAGUCUUUCUUAAUCCCAGAAUGCUUCUGAAUGGUUUUUACACAGUUUACGUGAGAAUUUAUCAGUUUUAAGUGAAAGAAUGCUGUCAUUAUCUACACAUCCAGUUAUUUUGUGUCAUUGACCUAUUUGUUUUCACUGUUUAACCUAUGUGUGUGUUCUCAGAUCUCCUCUGUGACAAUGCAAUUAUGUUUGUUUAUUGAAAACAUUUUCUUUUUCUUUUUGAACGAGUUAAAUAAAUCCCAUUUUCUGUUU